CCUCCGCAAAAACCCUAAACCGGCAAAAAGGAAGGCACGUUAGGAAAAAAAAAAAACCAACCGCCUCCGCUUGUUCGUCAGAGAUGGAGCACGACGGCGAGAUGGCGCCGCCGAUCCCCUCCCACGCCAACGCCGCCGAUGCGGAUGCCGCAGCGGACGACUGGGCUGCGCGCGAUGACUUCGAGGAGUCGCCAGCGGGGUCCCACUCUCAUCCCCCGGCAGCCGCGGCCGCCGCCGUUGAAGCCCCAGAAGAGGCACUGCUAGCUCCUCCUGCCGAAGAUAUCAAGGAAAUCGAAUCAAAUCUCCAGUCACUGGAGCUGCAGCCAAGUGAUGCCCCACAGGACAGUGGUCAAACGGAAGCAGAGGAGCGGAAUAGAAAGCGGCACUUGAAUGUUGUGUUUAUUGGCCAUGUCGAUGCUGGGAAGUCAACUGCUGGUGGUCAGAUAUUGUUCUUAAGCGGUCAAGUAGAUGACCGAACCAUCCAAAAAUAUGAAAAAGAAGCAAAGGAUAAAAGCCGUGAGAGCUGGUACAUGGCGUACAUUAUGGACACAAAUGAGGAAGAACGGGCCAAGGGGAAGACUGUUGAAGUUGGGAGAGCUCACUUUGAGACUGAAACUACAAGAUUCACUAUUUUAGAUGCACCGGGCCACAAAAGUUAUGUUCCAAACAUGAUAAGUGGUGCAUCUCAAGCUGAUAUUGGUGUUUUGGUGAUAUCUGCUCGAAAAGGUGAAUUUGAAACUGGGUAUGAAAGAGGAGGACAGACUCGUGAACAUGUGCUGCUGGCAAAAACUUUAGGUGUUUCUAAGUUGAUUGUGGUCAUAAAUAAGAUGGACGACCCUACUGUUGGAUGGUCUAAAGAAAGAUAUGAUGAAAUAGAAGGCAAAAUGACUCCUUUCCUUAAAUCAUCAGGGUACAAUGUUAAGAAAGAUGUCCAAUUUUUGCCAAUAUCUGGUCUUCUGGGAGCUAAUAUGAAGACCCGAAUGGAUAAAAGUAUCUGUAAAUGGUGGAAUGGCCCAUGUCUAUUUGAAAUUAUGGACUGCAUCGAAGUUCCUUUACGAGAUCCCAAAGGUCCAGUAAGGAUGCCGAUCAUGGAUAAAUAUAAAGAUAUGGGCACUGUUGUAAUGGGAAAAAUUGAGUCUGGGACUAUCUCAGAGGGUGAUAAUCUGGUGGUUAUGCCAAAUAAGGCAAACGUGAAAGUCAUUAGUGUGUACUGUGAUGAAGACAAGGUUAGAAGUGCUGCACCUGGUGAGAACGUCCGUGUCAAAUUGUCAGGAAUUGAAGAAGAGGACAUUGCUGCUGGUUUUGUUCUAUCAAAUGUUGGAAAUCCUGUUGGUGCUGUAACUGAAUUUAAUGCUCAACUGCAGAUACUAGAGUUGCUUGACAAUGCAAUCUUCACUGCUGGCUACAAGGCAGUGCUGCAUAUCCAUUCUGUAGUCGAGGAGUGUGAGAUUGUAGAUCUCAUAGAGGAAAUUGAUCUGAAGAGGAAGAAAGAAAGUGACCCGAAGAAGAAAAAGCCAAAGAGGAAACCACUUUUUGUGAAGAACGGAGCUGUUGUUGUUUGCCGUGUACAGGUCAGUAACUUGAUUUGUAUCGAGAACUUCUCUGACUCUCCUCAGCUUGGAAGAUUUACACUCCGGACAGAAGGUAAAACAAUUGCCGUAGGAAAAGUUGUUGCUGUUCCACCAGCUGGGAGCACAACAUUCAAAGCUUAAGCCAAUUUUCCAGAGGGGGAACAGCAAAUUUCUUUGCAACGAGGCACAUUCUUCCACCAGGUGUGAUCAAGAAGCUGGAUUGCAUAUUUUAAGCCAGUUUGCUUAAAUGUUGAGGCUGUACAACCAUACUCCAUGCACCUUGGCCUCCAUAACUAAUGCAUUAGAAGUUUACUUGUUUACUACCAUUACGCAAAUUUUGAUUAUUGUUUGGAGGGUAUGAACAGUGUAGAUUGUAUUGCAGUGAUGUACUUCAGGUUUGAAGGGAAUGUAAAUCUUUGGUGGAAGAAUUGUCUGGCGCUUGCCUGUUUAUGUCAACUAAAGCAUUAUCUUGUA
This is a messenger RNA of Lolium perenne, 2045 nucleotides long. RefSeq lists its product as uncharacterized. Gene Ontology annotation, molecular function: GTPase activity; GTP binding. The record is from RefSeq and is a predicted model, not a curated record. Lineage: Eukaryota; Viridiplantae; Streptophyta; Magnoliopsida; Poales; Poaceae.